Myotis brandtii (Brandt's bat) is the source of this 528-nucleotide messenger RNA. RefSeq names its product TAF10 RNA polymerase II, TATA box binding protein (TBP)-associated factor, 30kDa (gene TAF10). The annotation marks the transcript as partial. Gene Ontology annotation, biological process: transcription initiation at RNA polymerase II promoter. The record is from RefSeq and is a predicted model, not a curated record. Gene Ontology annotation, cellular component: SAGA complex; nucleus; transcription factor TFIID complex. The transcript is spliced from 4 exons. Gene Ontology annotation, molecular function: promoter-specific chromatin binding; RNA polymerase II general transcription initiation factor activity. NCBI's taxonomy places the organism in Eukaryota, Metazoa, Chordata, Mammalia, Chiroptera, Vespertilionidae.
CACAGCGCUGCUUCUCCUCCAGCUCCGGUGUCGGCGGGCGGCGCGGCGGCCCCGGAUGGGGCCAUGUCUAACGGGGUUUAUGUGCUGCCGAGCGCGGCCAACGGAGACGUGAAGCCGGUGGUGUCCAGCACGCCGCUGGUGGACUUCCUGAUGCAGCUGGAGGAUUACACGCCUACGAUCCCAGAUGCAGUGACUGGUUACUACCUGAACCGCGCUGGCUUUGAGGCCUCAGACCCUCGCAUAAUUCGGCUCAUCUCCCUAGCUGCCCAGAAAUUCAUCUCAGAUAUUGCCAAUGACGCACUACAGCACUGCAAAAUGAAGGGCACAGCCUCUGGCAGCUCCCGAAGCAAGAGCAAGGACCGCAAGUACACUCUAACCAUGGAGGACUUGACCCCUGCCCUCAGCGAGUAUGGCAUCAAUGUGAAGAAGCCGCACUAUUUCACCUGAGCCACCCAACCUAUAUGUACUUGUCUGCCCCCUUAUCCCCACGCCAGCCUGUUUUCAUAAUAAACUUUAUUGUGACAGGUA